Molecule: messenger RNA, 704 nt
Organism: Hyla sarda
Lineage: Eukaryota; Metazoa; Chordata; Amphibia; Anura; Hylidae
Exons: 2
Coding region: 57-704 (215 amino acids)
Source: RefSeq, a predicted model, not a curated record
UCGUCCCCCUCCUGUUGGCGUUUUGGUGUGCGGCCUGGCUUGCCACCAGCUACAUCAUGACGGUCGUCCUCGGCCAUGCAGCCUCGCCACUGAUGAGCAUCAGUGACGUGGGAAAUGUCUUUCCCGAAAGCAUAUUAUUCAGAAUUGGAUUUAUAGGGACGUCCAUUGGCACUUUGGUACUAACCUUUCUUAUUUAUAAGUAUAUGGUUAUGCAUACUGAAGAGUUCAGGGGUCAUCAGGUCCUGAUCCAGAGGAUCCUGCUGGCCAUUGUGUGGGCCUCCUGUUUUUCCACAGCUGUUAUGCAUAUAUUAUCCCCCGAAGAAUAUCCCAGGAUACACUUUGUCAGCACGAUAAUUUCCAUUACAUGUGAAGCCUUAUACUACCUUGGGCAGUCCAUCCAGAUGUAUAAAUUACCAGGAGCAAAAAAAGUCAUCCACCAUAGUAGAUGCACCUGCUGUGGCCUGACUUUUGUCUGUGUAGUUUUCUAUUUUGGAUAUGAAACAUUAAAGGAAUUAUUCCAUAAUGAUGAAGACUGGGACGAGAUCCGUGAAAUCCCCAUCAUAAUCAUCGAGUGGGUGAUGCUUCUACUGAUCCUGAUAAACAUCGUGACCUAUUAUUCCACCAUGCAGAGGUUAUUGUUGACCGUCUCCAGAAACAGCUGCACACUCUCUCUUAGAGUAAAAAUUGAUGACUUCGGGGUGUAG